AUGAGCAAGCCACCGCCCCCUCCUCGGCAUGGGGAGAACCCCAGAACCACGGCCGGCGGCACUCUGCCCACAGGCCGCUACGACAUCUUCAUCAUACCUGAACACUCUGCCGGAGCCGGCUUUUUGUACCUGCCCUCGCUCAAGCCACAAUGGAACAGCUUCUUCGCGGGCGUGGUUACCACUCUGGCUCUGAUUGCCAUGUCGAAUAUGCUGAGCCCUGCGAUUAUGGUCUUUUUCUACGGGCCUGCUGCUUCUGGUAACUGGCCGGUGAUCAUAACCACAAUUCUCGUGUGUGUGGCUGCUGGCGCCUACUUCCUCGGUCGUCAUCACAGCGCGCCCGUGGCACGAGAUGGUUGGGAUCGCGACGACCCGGGCCAUCGGAAGGGCGGAAAGUACGCCCAUGACUGGUAUACCCCGCCCCCCCCUCCUCCGCCUCCGAAGCACGAGCAACCUUCGAAACAUUCUCCUCCGCCGCGUCCUCCUCCAACUCCCCCUGCUGAGGAUAGCCCAAGGGGUAGCAGACGGCCACAACCAUCUUGGGAGGAAGAGUCAUGCGAAGAGUCACCCAAGCCUGAAACCGAGACAGAACCGGAACCAGAGCCGGAACCAAAGCGUGAGCCUGAACCUGAGCCCGAACCCGAGCCUAAGCCUGAGCAUAAACCUAAGCGCAAGAAGAGGUCUGAGUCGAAGACCGAACCGAAGCCUGAACCAAAACCCGAGCCGAAGAUCGACCCAGUUCUGGAGCCAGAGCCAGAGCCAGAGCCAGAGCCAGAGUCAGAAGCAAAGUCUGAGCCUGAGCCCUCUCCUGGACCUAAGCCAGAGCUUAAGGUCGAGACAAAGCCUCAGAAAUCUCAGCGCAAGCAGAAAUCUAAGUCGAAGGCUGCGCCGCCGCCGCCUCCUCCUCCUCCAGAAGUUGAGACUGAGCCGGAAUCAAAGCCUGAGCCUGAGUCCAAACUGAAACCACGGUCUAAAUCUAAAUCCCAGCCUAAGCAGCCCAAGCCUGAACCUCAACCUCAGUCUCAGCCCACGCCGGAGCCUCUGUCUCAACCCCAACAACAACCUCUGACACAACCACAGCCAGUAUUUGAAUCACAGCCACAGGUUCAAUCCGAAUCAGAGCCUCUAUCUCAACCGCAACAACAACCACCUACGUCACAACCACAACUUCAGGCUCAGCCUCAACCCCAACCCCAACCCCAAUUCUAUCCCCAACACCCUCAACCCCCUCAACCCCAGCCACAACCUCAAUUUUACCCUCAACCUCCACUUCACCCUCAAUAUCAGCCUCAGCCGCAGUAUCAACCACAGGCGAUACCCCAACCGCAGCAUCAGUAUCAGCCAGUACCUCCCCAACCUCAGUAUCCACCACCUCCUCAACCCCAACCACACUAUCAGUCACAACCGCAAGCUCAGACCUACUAUCCACCUCAACCACAUCUUCAGCCUGAGCCACAAGCCCAAGCCUUUGUUCCUCCCCCUAUCCCUCCGCAGCCUGAACCCCAGGCGAUUCCCCAGCCGAAGCCACAGGAGUUGGCGCAUGAGGUCCCUGAGGCAGAGCCUCAAUUACAACCUACACCACAAUCGAAGGCUCAACCUGCCGCUGAGCCAGAGCCUCAGCCUCAAGCGCAACAACAGCCUAAGCCAACCCCUCCUCCGCAACCCCAACAGCAGGCUAAGCCAUCCACUCCAACCAGCCCGAUCGCUUCCAAGCUCGAGCAGGCGAAGGGUGCCUGGGAAAAGGCCCGUGAAGAGAUGCGCCGCAGGGAAGAAGAGCGCAAAGCCCGCGAGGCCGAGGCCAAGAAGAAGGAAGAGGCUGCCCGUCGGCUGCGCGAACUCCGUGAGCGCGAAGCUAAGGAGCGCGAGAGACGCGAGAAGGAAGCGCGUGAGCGUGAGCUGCGUGAACGCCUUCGCCAAGAGCAGGAGCAGAGGGAGAAGGAGCGGCUGGAGAGAGAGAUUCGUGAACGGAUUGAGCGGGAGCUGAGGGAGAAGGCUGAGAAGGAGGCUCGGGAGCGCGAGGCGCGCGAGAGGGAAGCGAGGGAGAGGGAGGCUAGGUUAAGAGAGGAGUUGAGGAAACAGGAAGAGGAGAGGGAGAGGUUGGAAAGGGAGCGGCAGGCGCUGAAGGAGAGGGAAGAGAGGGAGAGGAUAUUGCGCGAGGCAAGGGAACGGGAAUUGAAGGAGGCUAUGGAGAGGGAGAGGAAAGAGAGAGAGGCUAGGGAGAGGGCCGAGAGGGAGAGGUUGUUGAGGGAGGCUAGGGAACGGGAGAGGAGGGAGCGUGAGGAGAGGGAGCGUAGGGAGCGGGAGAUCAAGGAACGAAAGGAGAGGGAAGAGAGGGAACGGAGUGAAAGGGAAGAACGGGAGAGGAAAGAACGUGAAGAGAAAGAGCGUUGCGAACGUGAAGAGCGCGAGCGGCGUGAGAGGGAAGAGAGGGAACGUAAAGAGCGGGAGGAGAGGUUACGGAGAGAACUAGAGAGGCAACGAAGGGAACGCGAGGAGAGGGAACGUCGCGAACGCGAAGAACGGUUACGAAAGGAAGCUGAAGAACGGUUGCUGAAAGAGGCUGAAGAGAGGGAAAGGAUGCGGAAGGAAAAUCUCGAAAGGUUGCGCAAGGAGCAAGAGGAGAAGGAGAGGUUACGCAAAGAACAAGAAGAGAAGGAGAGGUUGCGCAAAGAACAAGAAGAGAGGGAGAGGUUACGGAAAGAACAAGAAGAAAAGGAACGGGAGCAAAGCACGCGGAAGGGCACCCCAUAUGCGUACAAGGUCCACGAAAAGACCAGCAUGUACCCGGAUGGCAUCAACCCCAACGCCUCGACCGUUUCCUCUGCCGGUUCAGCUUCUUCGACGCCUAGGCCUGCCACUGCUGCGGCUCCGGGAUCUCCCACCAAAGGGUCCCCAACCAAGCCAGCCCCGUCCACGACUGGGUCCUCCAUCCCCAGACCGACCGCCUCGGCAACCUCCACAGCGUCUUCCAUCCCCAAACCAACCGCCUCAACAACAUCAACGGCGUCCUCCUCUAUCCCCAAGCCUACCCCAUCCCAAACCGGCACAGCCGACCAAUACUCCUACCGCCCCUACGACAAGCCCAAACCAACCCGCAAGCCCUCCUUCUCCGAUUACUCCGAAGCCUCCUACGCCCCAUCAGCCUCCACAGCCCGCACAACCCCCCCGCCCUCCAUGCGCGGCGGCUACACGACUUCCGACCCGCAAAAGAUUGUCAUCAAAGCCGUCUACGCCUACCUCAACCAGUUCUCUAAGACCCCCUGCUCCCAGCUCGUCUCGGGCGUCGGCCCCGUCACGGAGGGUCUCAUCCUGCGGAUUACUAGCGCCGGCUUGUUUGUCGAUGACGACGUCCGUGGUGUCGCGCAGCGCGAAUGGGAUAUCAAGGCCUGGACCCUCAAACUAAUCGAAGUCUGGUGCCCCGUGCACGCGACCAAGGAAACCACCUCGCAGGCGAGCCAGAUCCCGACCAACCAUCCCUACUUCAAGACUAUGCCUACGUCGAUGCGGCGCUCGGCAGAGAGGUCGGGUGCCACGAAGACGCUUAUGGGCGAGGAGGCGGGCGAGUGGGUGUCCCAGCUAGGUACGACCUGUGAUGAAGUUUGUAAGAAGGGAGAGGGCGCUGGGUAUAGUGAUGUUGCGGGGGAGGAGUGGAAGGGCAUGGGGCUGCAUUUGAUUCGGGCUACGCUAAGGGAUCAGGAAGGGAAAAGGUUUUUGUUUGUGAUUCCCGAGGAGGAGGCGUGGAAAAUUGCAGCCGGGUUGGCGGCGCUCAGGACGAGUAGUCAGAUUAGGGCGUUGGGGUUCUGUGGAUUUGCGGGGGCGGAAGCGAAGGGGUGCUUGGAGACGCUGGGGUGGUGGCGGAAGUGA
Molecule: messenger RNA, 3861 nt
Organism: Thermochaetoides thermophila DSM 1495
Lineage: Eukaryota; Fungi; Ascomycota; Sordariomycetes; Sordariales; Chaetomiaceae
Exons: 1
Coding region: 1-3861 (1286 amino acids)
Source: RefSeq, a predicted model, not a curated record